This is a messenger RNA of Zootoca vivipara (common lizard), 7084 nucleotides long. The record is from RefSeq and is a predicted model, not a curated record. NCBI's taxonomy places the organism in Eukaryota, Metazoa, Chordata, Lepidosauria, Squamata, Lacertidae.
UGCCCCUGCGUAAAGCUGGGCGGGCCGGAGAGGCAGGCGGCGGGCUUGGUUGCCGGGACUACAUCGAGGGAGCCGGUGGUGGGCUGGGAAGCAUACCGGUACAUAAGAGACGCUUGAAUCCCCGGGCAGCAGUGCGAGAGAGACUUCCGUCCGCUCCUGCCGCCCCUGCCAGGGACUUUUCCUCGGCGAGGAUCAGCCGCUGCCUGUCUGCCUGCGAGCUGCAACUCACACCCCUUUCAGGUCUACGAAGCCCGCGCCUUCUCCUGCGCAACUGAUUCUUCAGGAGAUCAGCCUCUCUGGUAUGCCGCCGCCCUUCCCUUCGGCUGCUCCUCUCCGGGUGAAAAGCAAUCCAACUUGGCCAGAGCCUGAGCAUCACCGGGGCAGGAAGGCGAGGCUGUUUUCCUUCUCCUGUUGAGACUCCUCUGAACCUCGUUUCCAGGUUUGGACCUCAGGCUGGGAAGCUUGUGGGACCUGCAGAUCCCAGAAGAUCAAACAGAAGAAUGAAGGCCUUCUGGACUCUCUUGGCCACCGUGCUGUUGGCAGGCGAGGCCCUUGCUAUCCGGGCAUCUCGUACGCGGAGGGAGCUGGCCCCAGGAUUGCAUGAGCGGGGGAUCCGGGACGCAGGAGGCUCUUACUGCGAACGCCGUAAUGCUUGCUGCCCUGGGAGGGAUGAUGGCUGCACAGUGCCAUACCUGGACACCAUCUGCUACUGUGACCUCUUCUGCAACCGCACUGUCUCUGACUGCUGCCCUGAUUUCUGGGAGUACUGUUUGGGCAUCGAACCUCCGUUUGCUGUGCAGCAAGCCUGCAUCCGUAAUGGACACAAGUUUCCAACAGGCUCAACCUACAGAGAUAACUGCAACUUCUGCACUUGCGAAGGAAAUGGGCGAUGGUCCUGUGAAAACCAUGCUUGCCUCAUCAAUGGGGAUAUGAUAGAUGCCGUCAACAGAGGGAAUUAUGGCUGGAGAGCCUCCAACUACAGCCAGUUCUGGGGCAUGACGCUAGAGGAGGGCAUCCAGUAUCGACUUGGCACCAUCAAACCCCCCACUGCUGUCAUGAACAUGAAUGAACUCCAUAUGAAUAUGGACGCCAGUGAGGUGCUGCCUUCCCAUUUCAACGCUGCUGAGAAGUGGCCUGGAAUGAUCCAUGAGCCGCUGGACCAGGGCAACUGUGCUGGAUCCUGGGCCUUUUCUACUGCAGCGGUGGCCUCAGACAGGAUCUCCAUCCACUCCAUGGGACACAUGACUCCCGCCUUAUCGCCCCAGAACCUCCUCUCCUGCAACACUCGCAACCAGCAAGGCUGCAGCGGGGGCCGAAUUGACGGGGCCUGGUGGUUCCUGCGCAGGAGGGGAGUGGUGACGGACGAAUGCUACCCUUUCACCAGCCAGGAAAAAGACAGCACCCCGCCUGCAACCCCUUGCAUGAUGCAUAGCCGCUCCACAGGCCGGGGCAAGAGACAAGCCACGGCACGCUGCCCCAACCCAUGGACGGACUCCAAUGAGAUCUUCCAGUCCACCCCUGCGUAUCGCCUCUCCUCUAACGAGAAAGAGAUCCAGAAGGAGUUAAUGGAAAACGGACCAGUGCAAGCCAUCAUGGAGGUGCAUGAAGACUUCUUCGUGUAUAAAAGCGGCAUUUAUCGGCACACAUCUGUAGCAGCCGGGAAGCCAGAACAGUACCGACGGCACGGCACCCAUUCCGUCAAAGUCACCGGGUGGGGAGAGGAACAGAUGCAUGAUGGGUCAAAUCAGAAAUACUGGAUUGCUGCCAACUCGUGGGGCAAGGACUGGGGAGAGGACGGCUACUUCCGCAUUGCCCGUGGGGCCAAUGAGUGUGAGAUCGAAACCUUUGUGGUAGGCGUCUGGGGCCGGGUCGGGAUGGAAGACAUGCACCACAAGAAGUGAGGAACUUGGGAGGCCGACCUUGCACCAGCAGGUCACCAGGGAGAACUUCCUUCCUUUUGUUGCCCACACCAUUUUUCUUCUCCAAAAAAGAAAACAAAAUCAAAUCUGGAUCAGCCAAAGAACACCACACAGCUCCCUUUCACCACUGAGUCUGUCUCUGAAGAGAACAAUGCUUGACCACAUUCUGGGGUCUGCACAAGACUGUGUGAGGCCUAGGACUGUUCUUGAAGCCCUGGGCAAGUCUAAAAGGCUUUGGAUGGCCUUCCUGGAAACUUUGGAAGCUCCUUGAGAACUGAAGAAACAGCUGGAGAGGGGGAAGUUUUGUCAGAAGGGACCAAGGAAAGUUAUUCUGUCUGACACCCCCUUGCUCCUCUGCAUCUUUGUUAGCCUACACACAAAACCCAAAGUGUGCCGCAGAGACACCAGAAGCAAAUAAGGAACACCCUGUCAAUUUUGCCUGAAGAGUGGCUAGUGCCAUACAGUGAACAAUAUGGGAGGACAAAUCAGCCUCUCCUUUUCUGUGGGUAUCCAGUAAUCUCUUGUACACCUCACCAGUGCCUCAAAAUGAAGCCAUUUUGGAAGUGCUGGUUUCUCUGACCUGAUGUUCGACAGUGGUUUGAGUCAGGAACAAACCUCUUUCGAGGAAUUGGCAGCCAUUGUAAUGCCAAGAGUUGUGGGCUUCUCAUGUCAAACCAUUUUGGGCCUCAGGUAACAUGGGAUCUCCCCUUAGCUGCUCCUUCUCCUCACACACAUACGAACACCAGUCUUAUGGAGACCACGCAAAAACAAUCAGGCCUCACAGCCUAAUACAUAUUGCCUCUUGUAAACACUCCCAUAGUUUCAUUCCUAGCCACUCCAUAUUGCCAUUGCUUUACCUCAGCCUGGCUGACAUAUAAAAGAAAAGCAGGAAUCCUGAACCUCAAGUCUGCCAGGGGAUGCCCUCACAAACAGAGGAGUCAGUCCAAAUCACAGGAAAUAAAGUAAAGAGAUGGCUGCUGUGAUUUUGAGAAGACAUUUCUAGAACUGCUCAGUAAGGUCCAUCAUUCUUGGAGGCCCAAUCCUGAAAUGGAAAUGGCGCCCAGUUACAGAAUGAAGAAACAACCUCAAAGACUGUGUUUUUCCAGACAGUUUUGCCCAGGCAUGUGGGAAAUUCACCUUUGUGGUGGAACAAACUACUGCUAGGUUUUUUUUUUAAAUGAAUUUUAUUAUUCCUGGUGAUCAACCAAACGGUUGGAAGACAAACAAUAGUUUUCAAUGGAGCUGAGGAUGGUAUGAAGGGGGCAUUGUUAUUCAUUGUUCAGCUUAGAGAUGUCAUAAGGACGUGGCCUAAGUUAUGGAGGGUUACCAUUUUAAGUAUGAGCCCCAUGUUUUUUUAUAACAUGUUGCUUCAACCUCCUCAAUGGAUGGUUUCUGCUGUGUUUCAAAAAUCUGUCAAAUUCAUUUGAUCAGAGAGAUUGCCAGACAAAAACAAAGGGUGUGAAAAUCACUGCCCAACUGCUGCCAAGGCAGCCAAUGUUCUGUAGCAGGAAAACAUACCGUAUCACGAUGUCAGGAGUUCUCAGGAGAAGUUGUGCUUCUUGGAGGAAGGAACUCGGCAUGGGGUUCCCGUGUAUUUUACUCUGUGUCAGAGCAGAGUGUUUGUUUGUGUCACAGGGGAUGACUCCACCGUACCUUCAGUUAUCUGAAAAAAGCAUUCGCCUGCCUACUGGCAGAGCAAGCCAGAAUGAGCCCCCUGUCCUGCUAGAGCCCCAUGGCAUUUCUCCUCUCUUCCAAAUUAGAAAAUAGGAAAUCCUUUUCUUCUCCUCUCUCCCCAACCUGUUUAGAAACCCGUGCUGUUUUCUCAUUUCCCCUCCCGAGAUCUGUUGCAAACACAGAGUUUUGCUGACACGAAGAACCCGGUGCACCAGCCCAUAUAUUAUCCAUAUUGAAAGCAUUCAUUCUCCCCUGCACUGUCCUCACCCUGCCCCUAUCAGUUAUCCCUGUCCCUUUCUUUCAUGUUUGAACGCCUGUCUCUGAGCCUUCUGUACAGGAUGUGGGGGUCUUUGGGUGCUUAAUCCCACCCUAGCUUAGUAAAACCAUUGUUGGGAGUUUGGUGUUGAUGAAAGGGGGCUUUAGUCAGGCGUCGUGGCUGGUUCUGUCAGUUUUUGCAAGCUUCACAAGCGUCAGUGCAAACACUGAGCCGCCCCCAUUCAUGUGAAAGAAGCGGAGAGUGAAAGCGCACAUUAAAGUGGAGCGUGUUCACGCCUGACCGAAGCAGCAAGGCUUUAGAGUAAGUGCCUGUGCCAGCACUCCAUAUGGAGUCCAAAUGAAGUUUUAACAAGGGAGAAGCCAGCAAGUACAUGUGCCCAGAUCAAAGCAGAAAAUGAGACAUCCAGGUGAUUGUGGAUUUUCUAAGCCCGGACCUUGGCUUAUAUCUCACAGGUCCAUAAAGCUGGGACUAUACCACUUCAGACUACAGGUGGUAGUGGUGAUGGAUGCAUGGACUAUUCUAUGAAAAUUUUAAAUAAAAACAUGGAAAGUAAGCAUGCUAAGGAGAAAGCAAGGUGCAAACCCACCUCCGUGGCAUCUGUUCAGGUAGAUGGCAUUUUUAUUUUUGGCAUGAAAAGUAUUCCAUCAUGUGUGCCUCCACACGCAGUCUGCAGUGGUAUAACCCAGACAAAGGUUGCCCACCUCCGGGAGAACUGGGCCACUGCAUAAAAAACAGAACAGAACUGCCUCCACCCACCUGUCCAUUUCAAAGUGUUUUGGGGAUGGAAAUGUGCAAUGGGGAUACAAUCAAGCUCUGCAGUCCACACUUCCAUCCUAGGUUGACUUGCUGUCAUCUCUAAACUGUUGGCAGCAGCUGCAGCUGCAGCUGUUUUUAGGAGCAGGCUAGAUUUUGACAUACAUCUGUAACUAAUGUGCAAUUAGGCUAUUAUAGCUCCAUCCCUUCUUCUUUUUUCCUUAUCAAAGCUUUUUAACUGAAAAAGGAAAGGUAAUGAAUUGCCAUCAGUACACCUGUGCACCCAUUGCCUAAACUUUGUAGUCCUCUUCCAGAGAAUGUUCGGACAGGCAUACAUGUCUCAGUUUAUUUCUCUACAUUAAGCUGCUGGGCACUUUGUGAAGUAACUGGUGCCCUUGAACCGUUCUGAAAUCUUUGUGAAGAAGGGAGUUUCUCUCAAGGUUCCUGAAGGCUAAUGGUGUGUCUGGAGACCCUACAAAUGGACAACAAAUGCAUGGCUGCUGGAGUGUAGUGAGGUUUGAGUGAACUUCCUUCCAGUUUGUGAUAUUUUAUCUGCAAUGGCCUGUUUACAUGGGGUUGCCAUAGCUGUUGAGCUUUCUUUGGAAAAUCUCCGAAAAAAACUGAAGUUUUAGAGCUUUUAAAAAAGAAAUUUGUCAAAAAAAAUCAACACUUCUGACAUGGGUUGCUAUGGGUUCCCGGACAUUUUAACCUCUUUUGGAAAUUCCACUGGGACUCCCUUUUCAGCAGGUGAAACCCGGAAGUGUCCAGGGAAUUCCGGACAUAUGGCAGCCCUACAUUUACACAUGCAAGUCAUCACUUGCACCCGAGGCCAAGUCAUGAAGGAGAAUGCGAUGAAAGAACCCAAUGAUGCUAAGAAUGAAAUAUACUGGAUUUAGACUGCGGGUUGGUGAUGCCAUUUUGAAAUGCUUCCCCCAGGUUUAAAAAAUAAUCCACUGAGAGUAACGAAAACAAAAACCCUACCAUAGCUGAUACAAAUGUUACAAGUGUCUGGUUUUAAAAGCUCUAACCCCAGCCACACACUCUGCUGUGCUUGCAAUGAGAUUUUAAUGUAUCAGCACAUUGAAUAAUGUGAUCUCCCACCUGCCCAUUGAUAUUAUGUACCUUGUUCUCCCACUUCAGGACUCUUGCCUCCUCUUCCUGCUACAUGUAUAGCCUGUGCUUAAAAUUUUUUCAAAACUUGAGGGAUUCAAAAUGGUCACAGCUGACUUGGUCUACUAAAUUCAGCAAAAGUGAGGCAUGGCCUUGCCUUGCCUUUUCGGGUGGCCCCAUUGACCAAAAUGUAGCUAGUUACGUUCCCAGAACCCAGUUACUUCCCAUGUUAGGAGACUGGCUAUUACAGUAUAUUAGUGCCUGCUCUCCCUGCCCCUUUGAAGCACGCAGCAUAACAUUGACUGGAUAUAGGUGCAUUUGUGCAAAUUAUGGGCUAGCAAAGAUGAAAAGUAAAACGAAUGGUGACAAACAGGGAACUUCCAGACAAUCUGUUUAGUGAACAUUCACCCUGAUUUGCUUGUGGGGAGGCUGGAGGAUGACUGCGGAGGGUGUUGCAUCCAGCUAGUGUUAUCCCACACAAUCCAGAGCAUUUCCCUGUCACUUUCCCUAUCGCUGAAAGUCUGACCAAGUGAGUUUGUUGCACAGGACCCAACUAUAAAUGUACUACCAGAAUUUGCCCAGAAUGUGACUAAAUUCCAUUCAGAAAUAUGAACAGCCUGGAAGCGCUCAGAGACAUAAAUGUUGCAAACCUAAACAAAUACAGUGGUGCCUCGCUAGACAAACGUCCUGCAAGACGAAUUUUUCGCUUAACGAAAGGAUUUUUUGAGCGGAGGUUGCCUCGCUAGACGAAUUUGUUUUACGAAAAAUUCAUCUAGCGAAUCGCGGAUUCCCAUAGGAAUGCAUUGAAAUUCAAUUAAUGCGUUCCUAUGGGCAAUAAAAAAAAAUAUCGAUGCAUUCCUAUGAGAUUUGCUGGACGAAUUUUUCAUUAUAAGAAUUCACCCGUGGAACGAAUUAAAUUCAUCUAGCGAGGCACCACUGUAUAACCAGUUUGUCUGUUGUGGCUUUCCACAAAGAAUCAUGGAAAGGUUACUGAUGCAUGUGUUAAAAGUCUAUUUAUGUACAUGGAUAUCUUCAGCUGGCUCAGAGCACCUGUGUAUUAUCCACACGCUCUGGUUUCUGCAUAGAGGGAAUCUCCACCUUUGCAACAAACAGUUGACACUCAUGAAUGAACAAAACUUGAUGUGUGUGUGGCGGCAGUGGCAGGGAGCCCUGCUCCAAAUUCUCAAGUUAUUACAUUCCAAAGAAGUUGCUUCUGAUCAGACGUAGAUCAAGAACUUAUUAAAAGAGAGAAGCAAUGCUACUAUCUUGUCUAUGCAGAAGGUUUUGUAUUUCUAAGAGCCUUUUUAUAUUUAUUUUGCUUAUUUGUAAAUAAAGUGCAUCAAAGACAGUG